This is a messenger RNA of Eruca vesicaria subsp. sativa (arugula), 2064 nucleotides long. The record is from the annotation of a GenBank genome assembly. Lineage: Eukaryota; Viridiplantae; Streptophyta; Magnoliopsida; Brassicales; Brassicaceae.
AUUGUAACAAUAUUUUAAUAUUUAUUGUAAAAUAAUUGGGAAGAUUUUGAGAAAUCUGAGACAAUUAAAUUCUUUACCUGACCCAAUGAUCUCAGGAAGAAGAUAAACAGACAUAAAGGAUUAACCUUUUAGUGAGAACAGAGAGAGAGAGAUUGAAGAAGAGAAGAAGCUUGGAGAGAGAAUAAACACGUAGGAGGGUUCUACUCCGUGGACGCACAAGAGUACACGACAAUACUCUCUCUGCGUUGCUUCUUCCUAUUCUUCUCUUUGUUCCCCCCUAAGUUUCAAUCUUUCAAUUUCGUUUUUUUUUCUUGAGUUGAUUUGAUCUAUUGCUCGAUGUCGAACGAAGAAUCUCUUCCGUUAUUCACUUUGUUCGGUUUGAAUGAUGUCGAAAACUAUGGUUUGGUCAGUGAAGCUGACAAUUCAUUGCCUUUGGACAUACACAAUCAGGUUUUUCAACUUGUUGAGAAGGGCAACCAAGCAUUCAAUGAUUCUCGCUUUGAAGAGGCGAUUAGCAAUUAUUCAAAAGCCUAUUCUAUCAAGCCUCUUGACCCUAUUGUUCUAAGCAAUAGAAGUGCUGCUUAUAUAAGACUAGGACAAUAUCUAAGGCACAGAUCUGCAUCGAUUUCUGAAUAUACACCUCUGAACGGUUUUGAUAUGUCGAUGCUUGGAGAGCUUGCUCUCAAGGAUGCUGAUAAGCUAAUGAGUCUUCAGAGCAAUUCAGUGAAGUCAUAUACCACAAAGGCUUGUGCCCUCAUGUUGCUAGAAAGAUAUGAGAUGGCACGUGACACUAUCCUCUCAGGUCUACAGAUUGAUCCCUUCAGCGAUCCUCUCCGAUCCAAUCUUCAGGAAUUGGAGAAGGUCAUGCCUACUUCGAUGAGAAAAACACAUGGAAAGGCUGAGCGGUCUGAUGACUUUGAUUGCACCGUUUGUCUAAAAUUGCUGUAUGAACCUGUUACAACUCCAUGUGGGCAUACAUUCUGCCGAUCAUGCCUCUUUCAGUCUAUGGAUCGUGGCAACAAAUGUCCACUUUGUCGAACUGUUAUAUUUAUGACUCCAAGGACAUGCGCUGUCAGUGUGACAUUGAAUAACAUCAUACAAAGGAAUUUUCCAGAGGAGUAUGCUGAAAGGAAAUCAGAGCAACACACUCUGGUCCACUUAGGGAAUGAAAGUAUGCCUCUUUUUGUCAUGGAUGUGAUCAUCCCUUGUCAGAAGUUGUCUCUUCACAUAUUUGAACCAAGAUAUAGACUGAUGGUGAGAAGAAUAAUGGAGGGAAAUCAUCGGAUGGGAAUGGUAGCUCUUGAUUCUGCGACAGGUUCACCAGUGGAUGUUGCUUGCGAAGUCGAAAUCACAGAGUGUGAUCCAUUACCUGAUGGGCGUUUUGUCCUGGAGCUGGAAAGCCACAGAAGGUGUCGCAUUGUAAAAGCUUGGGAUCAAGAUGGAUAUCGUGUUGCAGAGGUUGAAUGGGUGACAGAUAUACCACCACAAAGCGACCAAGAGAAAGCAGAUCUGCGGGAAUUGACGACAAGUGCAGCAUCAUUUGCUCGGUCAUGGCUAGAGAGAGCAAAGGAAGCAGCUAGACAAGGAGACAGAAGAAGGCUUGAAUCACUUCUAAUUGUUGAAUCCAUGAUGCCUACACCUCAAGAUCCAGAGCGCUUCAGUUUCUGGCUUGCGACAUUAACAGAUAGGAGACCUUCAGAAAGAUUGGAACUACUUCGGCUUCAAGAUACUGGGGAGAGAAUAAGGCGCGGAUUGAUAUAUCUUCGAUCAGUAGAACGAGGAUGCAGUAUGCAAUGAACCGGCACCAUAUUAUACCUACCUGAAUUAUAAGCAAGAGAUAAAACUUCAUAAGAAGUUGACAAAAAAAAAAAAGAUGAUUUAUUAAAGGAAUACAUAAGAUAAGAGGUCCUUGUAGGACUAUUAUCAUCCUUGGUCGAGCCAUUAUUGUGUGUUGUAACCAAACUACCAUAUUGUUCAUGAUACCAACUGCAGAAAGAAAUGAACCUCUGUGGAUACACUUUUGUUAAUUUGGUAUGCAAACUUGUUUUAUCUCGUCGAACAAAC